Molecule: messenger RNA, 1412 nt
Organism: Syngnathoides biaculeatus (alligator pipefish)
Lineage: Eukaryota; Metazoa; Chordata; Actinopteri; Syngnathiformes; Syngnathidae
Product: zymogen granule membrane protein 16-like
Exons: 5
Coding region: 222-713 (163 amino acids)
Source: RefSeq, a predicted model, not a curated record
GACCAGAAAAGCUACCUUCUGAGACUUUUUAAUUAUUUCCUUGGUCUUGCUUCAACCAGGAUGUACAGUCUGUUAUGGGCAAUGGGCUCCGGCAUACUCAAGGCGUGUUUCUAAACCUGCUCUCACAUUAGAAAAGGAAGAACCAGAGCUGCACACGCUGAUCUUUGAGCACUUCCAUGUAAAACUCUGUAAAGGCCAGUUGUUGUGAGGAAUAACACAGAAUGAAUACUAUUCCAAUUGUCACUCUUCUCAUGCUUUUCACAUUUCCUGAUGUUUCACUCCAGGCUGAGUUGUAUUCAUUUAGUACACCCGUGGGCCCGGGCGGAGGUGACUCAUUCACCCUCUCUGGAGACGGUCCCAUCACAGCUAUCCGGGUAUGGGAGAGAUACAGCAAUUACUUCACUGGAAUUCAAUUCCGAUACGGUCCAAUCUGGUCUCCAGUAGUUGGCAAGGAAGAAGGCACGGCCAAGGAGAUUCUGUUGUACAAGGAUGAAACCAUCAUUCAGGUUUCUGGAAAGUACACGAACGUCUUGCAGUCAAUCGUGUUCGUCACUAGUAAGGGGCGAACUCUGCACGCGGGUCAACCCCGCGGCACGACCUUCAACAUGUACGCCGACAGCAAAGAAACUCAGCUCCGUCUACUCAGCGGCCAGUACAGAAACGGCUUCACUUUCUUCGGAUCACAUUGGGGCGUACCUCACUAUUAUCUCUAAUUUUAACCUAACCUUUCCUCUUCUAUAAAACUUAAUUCAAGAAUUCUUACUUUAAAUUUUUCUUGAUUUGAAGCAUUACCAGUAAUCUUGCACUGAACAAAUGUAUUCCAGUGGGUAAUUGUUUUUCUUUGCUUUUAACUGGCUUCAUCAAAUUAAAGAUGAUUCAUGAGACUGAAUAGUUUUGUCACAUUUCCCUACAAGAAUUGCCAAUCAAUGGUAUACAUUUACAUAUUUAAUAUGCCAUAAAAUGGAUCACAAAAAGAAUAAUGAAUAAUAAUUUCUGCAUGUGUGGCAGUUUUCAUUUGCUGGAAUAUAAGUCUUUCAUUUGUAUUUUUCCAUUCUUUUUUAUUCAGUUUAAAGCUAUUUUUUUCAGGAGUAACACAAUUUCCUGAUAUAAAUGAAGUAUGCCUGAAAAUUUUCUAAGCGUCUUACUUGCAUAGAAUGAUUUGGGGAACAGGUUUGCCUUCAGUGUAAAAGGAAGUGUUUCGAUAUGAACUAAACUCGACUGGUGUGACUGGAAUCUUGGAUUUUUUUUUUUAAAAAAAGCGUAUGUUCUGACAAACGUCAAAGAAUACAAGAUAAACAAAGAUAGAAGCACAUGACCAGGCAAUGUGAUGAUCUCACCUUCAUUGUUUUGAUUUUUAAACAAUAGGCCGUAAAAAUAAAUUUUGUCCCUCAAAAUAAUCAAUGAAUGGUAAA